Molecule: messenger RNA, 3715 nt
Organism: Larimichthys crocea (large yellow croaker)
Lineage: Eukaryota; Metazoa; Chordata; Actinopteri; Sciaenidae
Gene: dipk2ab
Product: divergent protein kinase domain 2Ab
Exons: 4
Coding region: 749-2053 (434 amino acids)
Source: RefSeq, a predicted model, not a curated record
UAAACGCGCAGCGGGUGUCGUGAGGGCUAAAGAGGCUGGUGUUGAAAAGAGUCGAAACAGAGCCCAUUGUGGUGUUGAAGAGGAGUGAAGCUGCUGCUGCCCGAGAGGAAGAGCCAAAGAGGCAACACCGUGACUAUAAAGGGACUAAGCGGAAAAGAUUUUAAAAAAGAAAACACACACGACACGGACGCUGCUGUCUGUCUUUUGUGUGCAGGAGGACCGUUGGGUCCAGUCCGGAAAGAGCCGGUACACGAAGAGUUAAAGAGUCGACAUCCCCCCAAGUGUUUAUUUCAAGCAGCUAGCAGGCUAGCCGAGCUAAAAAAAAACCCUUACGAGCCGCCACAGACGAAGGGAGCCCGUGUGAGUUUGAAUGAUAGAAAAUCUCCGUCGAGCUUUUGAGGGAAAGAUUUGAAGCAGCCGUCGUCGCGCCUCGUGAGUAGCCGCAACUUUGAAGAACGAAAUGAACUGAUCCUCCACCACAGACCCGGGGAGCAGAAAGUCACACAGGCCUGCUGGUUCGAGGUUGCUCACAAACACCAAAAAGGGAGAACAUGACUCACCGGCCUCUGCCAGAGACUGGCACGGGGCAGCUGUGCCAACCUCACCCCUGCCUGCCGCUUUAGAAGCUACCCCAGUACACCAUGACGGAGAGGCAUUGAGGUUAGCUCCCCGACGAUCGUCUCAAUACCUCUCCUCCUCCCUAUCCCUCAAGACCCCCCCACCCCCCUGCCCUUGCCCUGUCCCCAUCAUGCUGCGCUUCCUGCCUCUCAAACUUGGCCGCCUAUACCGCUGUCUGAAGCUCUUGCUGGUGGUGGGAUUGUUUGUCAUCUUGCUGAUGAACACCCACAACCUGUUCGCCUCCUUCCAGAAGAAUGAACUCACUGACAGACGUUUCAUCAACCUCAACAAGUGUCCCGCCUGCUUUGGCACCAGUUGGUGCCGCAAAUUCAUGAACGGCCAGGUUUCCUUCGAGACGUGGGGUCGCCUACGAUUCCUAGACGUCUUCAAUGUCAAGAAUGUUUACUUUGCCCAAUACGGUGAGCCCAGGGAGGGCACCCGGCGAGUGGUACUCAAGAGACUCGGCUCCAACCAGGAGCUGGCUGAGAUAGACCAGAAAAUCUGCAAGAGAGCCACAGGCAGGCCACGCUGUGAUCUCAUCCAGGCAAUGUAUAAGACUGAAUUUGCCCGCAUCAAUGGCGAUGUUCGUCUGCUCACUCCAGAGGUGGUGGAGGGCUGGUCAGACCUGGUGCACUGCCCCUCUCAGAGGCUGCUGGACCGCGUGGUCCGCAGGUACGCUGAAACCAAAGACUCUGGCAGCUUCCUGCUAAAGAACCUCAAGGACACGGAGAGAAUGCAGCUGCUCAUGACCUUGGCAUUCAACCCGGAACCGCUCGUAUUACAGAGCUUUCCGUCAGACGAAGGGUGGCCAUUUGCCAAGUACCUGGGAGCGUGUGGGCGCAUGGUAGCUGUCAACUACGUGGGCGAGGAGCUGUGGAGCUUCUACAACGCACCCUGGGAGAAGAGGGUAGACUUGGCCCGUCAGCUGAUGGACAUCGCUGAGCAGCUCACCAACAAUGACUUUGACUUCGCCCUCUAUCUGCUCGAUGUCAGCUUCGAUAACUUUGCGGUGGGCCCACGCGACGGGAAGGUCAUCGUUGUUGACGCGGAGAAUGUUCUCGUGGCAGACAAAAGGCUGAUCAAGCAGAACAAGCCAGAGAACUACGACGUGUGGUAUGAGAGCCGCUUCGAGGAGUGCGACAGGGAGGCCUGUCUGUCUUUCUCUAAGGACUCCCUUUGUUCCCGGGUCACCGUGGACCACAACUACUAUGCCGUGUGCCAGAACCUGCUGUCGCGGUACGCUACGUGGCGGGGCACCACUGGAGGCCUCCUCCACGAUCCCCCAGCCCACAUAGCCAAAGAUGGACAACUCGAGGCCCUGUUGGACGAGUGCACCAAACCCAAAAAGCGCUACGGCCGCUUCCAGGCGUCUAAGGAACUGCGGGAAUACCUCACGCAGCUAGCUGCCGCUUCCUCUUCCGCCACGGCGAGGUAAUAAAUGGAGUCUGCGUUAGCCCGACGCACUGAGAGACUAGAUCCUGUACUCUUUAUCGCCGGACUCUUGGGAUCCUGGUUCUUGUACAUGAUGUCAUUCGCUCCCCUUUGUGCACUGGAGCUUGAAGGUGUUAGAGGUCUUGCAUCAGGAAGUGUAAGAAUCAAACUUCAAAGCAGAUUUGUUAAAGCUCCGGCUUUUAACUGACUUUUACUCCUAUGUGGGGGGAAAGAAAAAAAAAAGAGUGCGGCACUAAGAGAUUCUGGUUGGAACCAGGAUAGAGAGGGGAUAGAGGUAACAUCUCCUCUCCUGGGGUGGGCUGCCAUCCUUGGGUUGGAGGGGGUAGGAAGGUGAGAAAGGGCUCUGGUAAACGCAUCCUUCACUGGACCAAGGUUCACGCAAACCAGAGCAUCCAUGCAACAUCACCGCACAGCCCUGACCACAUCCACCCGUCGUCCCGUUCACUCCUCAGAACUGUUGUGUUUCGUAACAUCAAAUCUUAACACCUGUUUCAUUUUGCCCCGAGGAUCUCUUGUAAGUUUCGUUUUGUGUUUGUUUGUUUUUUUUCCAGGGCUGAAUUUAAGCAGAUCGGUGCGUUUACAUUUUUGCUGUGCCAUGGCUUUUUUUCCCCCCCUCUGUAGCAUGGCUGCAGGAAAGGCGAAGGUAGCAUGAAUCUCUUGCUGUCAGGCAGCGAGGAAGGCCAAGCUACGGCAGGUAUUCGAGGAGAAGCAGGGCAUUGGAGCUUUGGUUUUUCAUGCAGGAGAAAAAGAAAACCCUUGACGGCUACAUAAGUCUAAUGUCCUGCUACUCCAAUCAAUCACUUGAUUUCCAGGUUCCAAGAUUGUGGCAAUCAUCUUUUCUUCUUUUUUUUGGUUCUUUAAUAGGAAACGGAGAGUGAGACAGCUGCACAUAGGAAAAGGAAGGGAAUAAUUGAACAGUCCCUUGAUGCAGAUGUGCCUAUACCAAAGAGGCUAUAUAUAAUAUUAAGAAUCCUGAGCAGUACAGAGUGACAGCACCUUUCCCUCCAGUUGUUCCCCACUAGAGCUGUCCAAAGGAACCGUAAUGUGUACACAAUCUUACUCGAGCUGGCAGGCCUGCAUCCUCAUUUCCUUUUCUUGUUUUCAAUAGGAACCUUAAACCAGAGGUAUGCAAGUCAAAGAUUUGCUGUACUUCAUGUCACAUAGGCUUCUCUGAUUUAACCUCCCAUUCGAUUGAUGAAUGAAGACAGAUAGGAAAAGAUGUGUUUGUUUGUUUUUUUUCUUCAAUGAGAAUAAUAAAAAAAAGAAAAAAAAAACCUUGACUGAAUGAAAGCAGGAAAUGAAGUGAUUCUUGAGGACUAGAAACACAAUAAAGCAGCAAUGUAGUGGCCUCCAGUGUCAAAUUCUCUUUAAAUGUCUGUAAUUGAUAAAUGGAUCCUAUUGACAAACUUCUCCCACCAGUGUUAAGUGCAGCAGUGACAAAAAAAAAAGGAAAUGAAGAAAUUACUUCUUUGCUCCUGGCUUCUGACCUGCACUUUGAAAUUCUGUAGCCCAGAACAUUUCCCUUAAAUAUUUAAACACUCCACCACUUAGAGGUUGAUUUUUACACUCUGUGGACUAGUAAAUUAAAGCAGAAUCACACAUAUUUGGUAAUUGGUUAUAAUAAGAUAAUAAAAAAUAAAAGAAA